Messenger RNA from Acanthamoeba castellanii str. Neff, 1083 nucleotides. RefSeq names its product diacylglycerol oacyltransferase. The record is from RefSeq and is a predicted model, not a curated record. Bases 1 to 1083 code for a protein of 360 amino acids. Lineage: Eukaryota; Discosea; Longamoebia; Acanthamoebidae. Gene Ontology annotation, cellular component: endoplasmic reticulum membrane. Gene Ontology annotation, biological process: triglyceride biosynthetic process. Gene Ontology annotation, molecular function: diacylglycerol O-acyltransferase activity. The transcript is spliced from 6 exons.
AUGAUGCUGCCAACACCACCCUUCAUGGCCGAGCCCAUUCUGCCGUCCCUGGAGCUCACCAUCGCGCUCGUGGUCGGCACCGUUGGGGCGCUCAUGCUCGUAGCCUUCCACUUUGCCGAAUCCAACGCUGCCAUGCGAGGCCGCAAAGGCCAGCCCCUCCCAGCUUGGGUGGAGCGGGCGCUUCGGGUAUUUUUCUUGGCGGUGCUGGUGGGUCCGAUGACCUACGUGGUCGACCGCUUCCUGUUCCACUGGCCCGUGCUCACCCUCUUCUGGAUCCUCUACGCCGUCCCCUACACCGAUCUCUCCGAACAGAACGGCGGCAAGACGCCACGACUGCGUAAGUGCCCGAUGUGGAACCUGGCCAAGAAGUACUUCACACUCGACCUGGUGCGGACCUGCCCUCUCGACCCCGAGAAGCAGUACAUCUUCGCCAUCCACCCCCACGGCAUCCUCCCCGUCGGCACAACUGUGGCGAUGGGCUACGAGUGCAAGGGCGGAUUCAAGGACCUGUUCCCGGGCAUCAACUUCAAGACGCUUGUGGCCACGUUCGGCUUCUAUGUGCCCAUGUACCGAGAGUUUCUGCUGUACUCGGGAAUGGCGGAUGCGUCGCGAUUCUCGGCGAAGAAGCUGCUGGAAGACAAGAUGUCCAUCGCGCUGGUGCCCGGCGGUGCGACGGAGGCGCUCUACGUGUCUCCCGAGAAGGAUGUACUCUACCUCAAGAACCGCAAGGGCUUCAUCAAGCUCGCUAUGGAGCAUGGUACGCCGAUUGUUCCGGUGUUCAGCUUCAACGAGAACAGCACCUACAAGCUGUACCAGGGCGGCAACAAAUUCAUAAACGACUUCAAGCGCCGCUUCCAGCGGGUGUUCGGCCUGACGCUCCCGAUGGUGCUCAACGUGGUGCCGAAGCGGGCCAAGAUCACGGUCGUGGUCGGCCAGCCCGUCGACAUGCCGCUCAACAAGGACCCCUCGCCCGAGGAGGUCGACCGCCAGCUCGAGGUCUACAUCGCCAAGCUCAAGGAGCUCUACGACGCCAACAAGGACAAGUACAACGACUCCAAGAGCAAGCAGCUGGUCAUCAUCUAA